Oncorhynchus mykiss (rainbow trout) is the source of this 2179-nucleotide messenger RNA. Its product is annotated as beta-hexosaminidase subunit beta. Gene Ontology annotation, cellular component: lysosome; membrane. Gene Ontology annotation, biological process: glycosaminoglycan metabolic process; ganglioside catabolic process; carbohydrate metabolic process. The record is from RefSeq and is a predicted model, not a curated record. NCBI's taxonomy places the organism in Eukaryota, Metazoa, Chordata, Actinopteri, Salmoniformes, Salmonidae. Gene Ontology annotation, molecular function: beta-N-acetylhexosaminidase activity.
GCUUGACCAUUAACCAAACAAAUGCUCGAUUUUCAGUGAUUUACUGUCUCAUGGCUCAAUAUAUAAAUAAAGACACGUUUUAUAUGAUUUGCUAGAUUAGAUUUCGUCCUAUUUCCACAUUGAUUCAAGCCCCACCCGCUCGAGGCUAAUGCAGUCUUGCCAGUUGUCAGUCGACUGGCAACACCAUAGCAUAUCAUGUUUGCAACGCUGAAGUUUGCAGCGUUGUUGCUCGCGGUUGUUGUCUGCUGGGCAACGCAAGAUUAUGAUUAUAAUGACGCUGAAAUAGACGAGGAGCCUACUCUGGGUGAUUCUCCAUAUGGAUCUCUUUGGCCGUUGCCUCAGAAAGUCAAAAUAUCCACGGUAGUAUUCAAACUCAGCGGUGCUAGCUUCCAUAUAUUCGACGCUAAAGAAUCGUCUUCUGGUGCGAGCUGCAGACUUCUUCAAAAUGCAUAUCGAAGGUAUGAUGAGUACAUCUUUACCAGUUCCAGAAAACAAGGGCAAAACAAGAGCAAAAAGGCAUUGGCCUCUGACAUGUCUGAAUUACAGGUGUGGAUCACAUCAGCUGACUCUGAGUGUGACAGCUACCCCAGUGUGACAUCUGACGAGUCAUACAAACUGUCAGUGGACUCUCCUGUUGCUGUGCUGAAAGCACCUAAGGUGUGGGGAGCUCUGAGAGGUCUGGAGACUUUUAGCCAGUUGGUGUAUAAGGAUGAAUAUGGAGCAAAAAGCAUCAAUAGGACAGACAUUCACGACUUCCCACGGUUUGCACAUCGAGGCCUCUUAUUGGACACCUCUCGUCACUUCCUGCCCAUCAAAGUAAUUUUAGCCAAUCUGGAAGCCAUGGCGUGGAACAAAUUCAAUGUUUUCCACUGGCACAUAGUAGAUGACCCCUCCUUCCCUUACCUGAGCCGUACCUUCCCCCAGCUGAGUCAACAUGGAGCAUACCACCCGUACACACAUGUGUACACGCCUUCUGAUGUGAAGAUGAUCAUCGAGUUUGCUCGCCUAAGGGGCAUUCGGGUUGUCCCUGAGUUUGACACCCCUGGGCACACUCAGUCAUGGGGCAAAGGGCAGAAGGACCUGCUGACCCCCUGUUACUCUGGAGCCAGCCCCUCUGGUUCGUUCGGACCGGUCAACCCCAUGCUCAACACCACCUAUGACUUCAUGAGCAUGUUCUUCAAGGAAGUCAACACAGUGUUCCCUGAUGCCUACGUCCAUCUGGGAGGAGAUGAGGUCGACUUCAGCUGCUGGAAGUCCAACCCUGACAUCCAGAAGUUCAUGGAGCAGCAAGGCUUUGGGAUGGACUACAGCAAGCUGGAGUCUUUCUACAUCCAGAGGCUCUUGGAUAUCAUCACCACUACCAACAAGGGCUACAUGAUCUGGCAGGAGGUCUUUGACAACGGUGUUAAGUUGAAGUCGGACACGGUAGUGCAUGUGUGGAUGGGGAACAAGGUGGAGGAGGAGCUUCAGAAGGUGACGGAGGCAGGCUUCACCACCAUCCUCUCCGCCCCCUGGUACCUAGACUACAUUAGCUAUGGACAGGACUGGCAGAAGUUCUACAGAGCCGAGCCGCUCAGUUUCAAGGGCACAGAUGCUCAGAAAAAGCUGGUGAUUGGAGGAGAGGCAUGUCUGUGGGGAGAAUAUGUGGAUGCUACCAACCUGACCCCUAGACUCUGGCCCCGUGCCAGUGCUGUGGGGGAGCGGUUGUGGAGUGACAGGGAUGUGAGGGACCUAAACGAUGCCUACAGUCGUCUAGCCAAGCACCGUUGUCGCAUGGUCCAGCGUGGUAUCCCAGCUGAGCCUCUCUUUACAGGUUACUGUGCACAUGAGUGAAUGAAUGAAAAGUGAAGACCACUGUGAUCGUCUUCAUGACUUCAUUGAUGCACUGAUACGAGCCAAAAUGUGUUUAAAAACAAUCCUCAUUCCAUGUAAUGUCACAUUGAUCUUGUUUUUAGAAAACCAUUUGUUUUUAUAUGAAUGUAUGAUUCAAAUUAUUAAUAAUUACAUUUUAGUCAAUUCGCAGAUGCUCUUACAGUGACUUGCAGUAGUUAGUGCAUACAUUUUCAUAUUUUUUUUAUACUGGUCCCCCGUGGGAUUCAAACUCUGAAAUUGCAAGCUCCGUGCUCUACCAACUGAGCCACAUGGGACUUAAUAAUAAUAAUAAACCUUUGCAAGGUCA